AUGGAAAUAUUUGAUGCUCAGCAAGAUACCAAAUCAGAAGCUCAAACACCUCAUCAAGAGGAAGCAAUAACCGUCGCCACCAACCAGCAUCCGGUAUUCAGACCCGAAAACCGCUGGAAAUGGUGGCUUCUUGUGGCACUCAACAUCAUCUUCCUCCUCGCCGGUCAAUCAGCAGCCGUCCUUUUAACUAAAUUCUAUUUCAAUCAUGGCGGAAAAAGUAAAUGGUUGGCAUCUCUCACGCAAACCAUCGGUUUUCCUAUCCUUUAUCUCCCCCUCCUCUUUUUCCGCUCCGUUAACAUGUCUCCGAGCUCGUUGAAUAACAUAAGCCAUUGUCUGGUCUACUUUUCGCUCGGUUGUCUGCUUGCCAUAGAUGACCUAUUGUAUUCGAUAGGCGUCGAACCACUCUCUGUUACGACAUAUAGUCUCAUUUGCGCAAGCCAGUUGGUAUUCAACGCGAUCUUCUCAUUCAUUAUCAACUCUGAAAAGCUCACUAUCCUGAUACUUAACUCUAUAGUCUUCAUUACAAUAUCGGCUUCAAUGGUUGCGGUUCACUCCGACGCAUCCAAAGAUAAAAAUGGGAAACCUCCGGUACGAGAGCAAGAACGUAUCAUCGCGAUUUUAUCAACAAUUGGUGCUUCAGCAGGCUAUGCUUUAAUGCUUGCUCUAACCCAGUUCUCAUUUGAAAAAGUACUAAAAAAGGACACAUUCCGCGUCGUGUUCGAAAUGCAGAUUUACACUUCCAUCGUCGCCACUUGCAUUUGCGUGCUCGGGUUGUUUUUGAGUUUGGAAUUUAUGGAUUUAAAGUCCGAGAUGGAGAAAUUCGACAAAGGGAAGGCCAGUUACGUUGCGAGCUUGAUUGGAACAUCGUUGGCUUGGCAGCUUUGUACAGUGGGAGUUGUGGGAUUGGUCUAUUUGGUGUCCUCUUUGUUCUCAAACGUUGUUAGCAUGCUUAGUUUGCCAUUCGUUCCCAUUGUUGGAGUGCUGUUUUAUGGUGAAAAAAUGGAUGCAACUAAGGUAUUGGCAAUGUUGUUCACUCUUUGGGGCUUUGCUUCUUACAUCUACCAACAAUAUCUUGAUGAAAAUAGAUCAAAGGAAAACAAAUCUGAUCAAAUCGAAGAUUCUAGAUCCGAACUUAACUUAAUCGAUUCGGACGAUAUUCAGUAA
Molecule: messenger RNA, 1164 nt
Organism: Hibiscus syriacus
Lineage: Eukaryota; Viridiplantae; Streptophyta; Magnoliopsida; Malvales; Malvaceae
Product: probable purine permease 11
Exons: 2
Coding region: 1-1164 (387 amino acids)
Cellular component (GO): membrane
Molecular function (GO): purine nucleoside transmembrane transporter activity
Source: RefSeq, a predicted model, not a curated record